CAGUCGGUCUAGAGUUCCCGACAAACAAAUUCCCGGGAAGAAGAAUCCAAUUCUUUUUCCGAGAACAAAAUUCCUGAAAGCAAAAUUCUCCAAGUGCCCGAUAAUUGGUUCGGACUUCGGUGAAGCCAUACUUAGAUCAAAUCUAGAGAGAGCAGGAAGAGAGAAGAGAGAGGAGAGAGUAGAGAGAAGGCUUCAAUGGCAGAAAAACCCCAACCGGUACGGGUUCUGUACUGCUCCGUUUGUAGUCUUCCAGCAGAGUAUUGCGAAUUCGGACCCGAUUUUGAGAAAUGCAAGCCAUGGUUGAUCAAGAACGCGCCCGAACUCUACCCAGAUCUUCUUAAAGAGGCUAGUGAAAAGGAAGCUGACAAGGUUUCUGAACAGCUACAGUCAGUUGGGAUCUCUUCCGGGGCUGGCAAUGAGACUGCUCCUUCUGGGAAAACGUCAACAUCUAAGCAAGAGGAAGUAAAACGUCUUCCUGGUGGAAAAAUAAAGAAGAAAGAGAAACAAGAGGUCAUUAUUGAGAAGGUUGUGCGCAAUAAGCGCAAGUGUAUCACAAUUGUGAAAGGACUGGACCUAUUUGGUGUUAAACUUGGUGAUGCUUCCAAAAAGCUUGGGAAGAAGUUUGCCACCGGAGCAUCUGUUGUUAAGGGCCCAACUGAUAAGGAGCAAAUUGAUGUUCAAGGGGACAUAUCCUACGACAUUGUAGAAUUUGUAACAGAUACCUGGCCUGAUGUGCCUGAAACUGCCAUUUACUUCAUUGAAGACGGGAGAAAGGUCUCGGCUGCUUGAAUUCAGAGUCGAAAGGGAACUGGUGCUGAUAUUCAUAUCUACAACAAUGCUCCAAAACUGAUAAAAGCUAUCACCAGAAAGAAGAAAACAUCCCAUCCAGCACCAGCGUCGGAAUCUUAUUACACAAAUAUGACAUCCCUUAUCAAUUAUGUAAUCCUUGAGUUGGUUUUCCAGCACCCUCUGUGAUAGUUUAUAUCUGCUGAAAGGUCAGCAGUACUACCAGGACUGACUCCCAUUAUUCCCAGGGUGAAACAUAUGUAUUUUUGCAGUUGAAAAAUCAUCUAUAUUUUUGAGUAAUGGAUGCAAUUUUGUUGAAUUA
This is a messenger RNA of Vitis riparia (riverbank grape), 1108 nucleotides long. Its product is annotated as translation machinery-associated protein 22. Gene Ontology annotation, biological process: formation of translation preinitiation complex; translation reinitiation. Gene Ontology annotation, molecular function: mRNA binding; translation initiation factor activity. The transcript is spliced from 7 exons. Bases 196 to 789 code for a protein of 197 amino acids. NCBI's taxonomy places the organism in Eukaryota, Viridiplantae, Streptophyta, Magnoliopsida, Vitales, Vitaceae. The record is from RefSeq and is a predicted model, not a curated record.